ACAUUUGAGAAUAAGAAGCUUUCAGUUACCGUUUACUUGUGAAACAAAUCGGAGUGAAAAAUAAAAAUGAAUAAUAUUCAAGUGAAUAUAUUUUUAAUAUUGCUAAUAGCAUAUAAAGUUUAUAGUUCGUGUCUUAUGGCCUCAAAAGAAUUGGGUGAUCAAUGCAGUCUCUAUUGCUAUCAAGUCGUAAAGCCGCUUCUUCAAUACGUAAAUACUACCACAACAAUGACACAGGAACAGAACGAAUUGCAGCAAACAAUAAAGGUGCAAGCCGAAACAAUAAAAAACUUGAACGAAUUGAUGAAAUCUAAAGAUAUGCAACUAAUGCAGCAAAACAAAUCGAUUCAGUUAAGUGAAAGUCACGCUCUAAAUCAACAGAAACUUAUUGAUGAAUAUAAAAUGCAAUCGGAACUCAAUUCAAGAUUCUAUGAAUCGUGUCAAAGGCGUAAUCGUAAUCAACAAAAUCUUUAUGAAAAUUUGAGUAAAUCGUUCAAAACUCUCAAUCAAAAUCAACAAAAACUUAUUGAUCAGUUUCAAGUGCAAUUAUCUAAUCUGAAAUCAGAAAUCCAGUCUAAAGAUAACAAAAUAACCAAAUCUGAAAAUUUAAAUACCAAUGUGUCAAGCUGUCUCCGCAAAAUGACGGGUAUUCAUGUGAUCACACUCCCCGAUGCUCAGCCAUUCAUAGUUUCAUGUGAAUCGAAUUGGAUUGAAGCUGGAACUGGAUGGACUGUAAUACAACGACGAAAAGAUGGCAGCGUCGACUUCAAUCGAACGUGGUCUGAGUACAAAGAAGGUUUUGGAGAUCUGGGUGGAGAAUUCUUCCUUGGGCUUGAGAAACUUCACUUGCUAACACAAUCUAAACCUCAUGAAUUGUAUAUACUCCUUGGGGACUUCAAACAUGAAACACGAUAUGCCAGAUACAAUAACUUUGUCAUUGGCAACGAGACAGAGUUUUAUAAGUUAGAAGAACUGGGAAUAUAUUCAGGAAAUGCUGGUGAUGCUUUGAGUUGCCACAAAAAUAAACCGUUUUCAACAGUAAAUAAAUUUCAUCAUAGUGGCUCCAACCCUUGCGCUAAAAAAUAUAAUUCUGGCUGGUGGUUUUAUGAUAACGAUGACACCUCUUGCUCUGUGAUGGAAGGGGUCUUGCGGAAAGCCGGUGUGCAUCGUGCUGGCACUAUAUUUUAUGAUGAUAUUGACAUCAUUGGUUGCUAUAUGUGGUAA
This is a messenger RNA of Drosophila sulfurigaster albostrigata, 1221 nucleotides long. RefSeq names its product fibrinogen-like protein 1. The transcript has 2 exons. The record is from RefSeq and is a predicted model, not a curated record. Bases 67 to 1221 code for a protein of 384 amino acids. NCBI's taxonomy places the organism in Eukaryota, Metazoa, Arthropoda, Insecta, Diptera, Drosophilidae.